AGUAAGCUGGUUCCUUUCGUCCUAAAAAAAAAAAAGCUGGUUGCUUGGUUUUAAAUGAGGAAUGGGAUUUGCUUUAGUUUUAAGUUUUUCUUGUAAAAUUCCAAACUUAUUGUUGUUAGAGCAAAUGACGAAUGUGGGUUUUAGUCAAGCCCAGUUCUGAAUCGAUCUGAGUUUGUCCUCAUCUUGCUGAAUAUGUUUAUAAAUCUGCAAAUUUGUUACCUAUGUAACAAUGGAAGCUGGAAAUGGAAGUUUCAGUUUUGGUUUUGGUUUAUCAUGAUUUCUUUUAACUUCGUUCUUCUGUCUCAUAUCACUUUUAAAGCAGAAAGACUUUCCAUUUUUACUUCAAAAUAUUUUCAAGGGGCAUGAUUUCUUCUCCAAACUCUAUAAAGUCCUUUCUUCUUUUUCUUAUGAACUUUUUUGUUGCUACCAUAAUAAUUAUGCAAUAAUAACAGUUGGAUAUUGAUUUUUAAACUAGAGAUAUUAAGCAAACAUAGUUAUUUUAUAAUUAUGGAAAUUCAUAACUUACUGCACCCUUUUCUUGUAAUACUCACUAUCAAAACAAAUUCCAUAGUUCAUACCAGUAAUCAAUUUUCCAGCAUUUUUAGAGCUAGAAGGGCACUUACAGAGCUAAUAUGAAAAAAUCCAGAUAUUUAUAGGUGUAAGGUCCACCCUAGGAGAUUGAGAAUCUCCUAGCUGCCAAGCAGGAAUCUUUUCCAAGCUCAUUAGAUAUCCGAAAGCAACUGUAGGUUGCAUCAACUGAACUGACUUUGCUCAUAUCUCAUAACAUUUCUAAGUGUUUUGCGCUGACUAACCAGUGCCAUACUGUGUCUAUUUCAUGAAAGUUUGAUGCUAACCUUGUUUUUUGUGUUUUUUCUGGAUUUUGGACAAGAGUUGAAUAAUAAAUUGUGUAGAAAAGUAUUUCAUUCAUAGCAUGUGAUAUACCAUUUUUUUUUUUAAUAUUUUGUUUGACAGAAAUAGCAUGUCCAUGGAGAAUUGAGAGUGGAACAGAGGGCAAGUUGAAUAUAGUUUUGGGUCUUUGAGCCAUAAUUUUUUUUAAGAUUUGAAUCACUCGUGUCUUCUUGGGGAACUUUGCAAGGGGUUCUUCGAUUUGAAUCAUUCGUGACUCCUGGGGUCAUUUUGCAAGGGGGUUCUUGAGUCUCACCUAACAGUUCAGAUUAUGACAUGGCAAUGGCAAAGUUGGAGACAGGUAGUAUGCUCAAUAAAACUUCCCCUGGUUUGGGUGGAAAAAAUGGUCUUUAUUCAACCAAUGGCGUGCAUGAGUUACUUGAGUGCCCUGUCUGCACAAAUUUGAUGUACCCUCCUAUUCAUCAGUGUCCAAAUGGUCACACAUUAUGUUCAGACUGCAAGAUUAGGGUGCACAAUUGUUGUCCCACUUGCCGCUAUGAACUUGGAGAUAUAAGGUGUUUGGCUUUGGAGAAAGUUGCUGAAUCAUUGGAACUUCCAUGCAGAUACCAGAGUUUAGGCUGUCAUGAUAUAUUUCCAUACUACAGCAAGCUCAAACAUGAGCAACACUGUCGGUUUCGUCUAUACAAUUGCCCUUAUGCUGGAUCUGAGUGCUCUGUUACGGGUGAUAUCCCUACUCUUGUUGGGCAUCUUAAGGAGGAUCACAAGGUUGACAUGCAUGAUGGGUGUACCUUCAACCAUAGAUAUGUUAAAGCAAACCCAAAUGAAGUUGAAAAUGCGACUUGGAUGCUAACUGUCUUUAAUUGUUUUGGAAGACAGUUCUGUUUGCACUUUGAAGCCUUCCAGCUAGGCAUGGCUCCAGUCUACAUGGCCUUUUUACGAUUCAUGGGUGAUGACAUUGAGGCUAAGAAAUUCAGCUACAGUUUGGAAGUUGGCGCAAAUGGCCGUAAGCUAAUAUGGCAGGGAAUUCCUAGGAGUAUCCGGGACAGUCAUAGAAAAGUUCGUGACAGCCAAGAUGGACUCAUUAUUCAGAGGAAUCUAGCUCUGUAUUUCUCUGGUGGGGAUAAGCAAGAACUAAAGUUGAGGAUUACUGGCCGUAUAUGGAAAGAAGAAUGAAGAUCUGGAUAGAUGGUUUGUGUUUAGGUGUACAGUUAAAAACUCUGAGAAUGGCUAGGGUAGCCCCAUAUUGAAGCAUCAAAUGUAUUUCGUUUGGGUUUUUCGUUUAAAGUUGGAGUUUAAGUGAUUGAGCUUGAGGGUAUUUUGCAAACUGAUUUAUCUGCUCACUGCCUGCCAGAUCAGAGUUGCAACCUAGUGUUCGAAAUGGAUAUCUGAAUUAUUCGAUGGGUUGAUGGAAGUGCAGCAGGAUGUCCCUGUUUUGAAGCAAUAAUUUUGUUUGGUUAUUGUGUAUGCUUUACCCUCAAGACUGACACGAAGUCCUUGGCUUCAUAUGUAUCUAAAUACACCUAUUGCCAUGUAUUUGUACCUAUGUGUUUCGGAUGCUGUGUGGUCAUUAACACCAUAUGGCCUGAGUUGAUGAAUCUAUUCAAGAGAUUUUCUUUUGCUUGG
Molecule: messenger RNA, 2490 nt
Organism: Prunus mume (Japanese apricot)
Lineage: Eukaryota; Viridiplantae; Streptophyta; Magnoliopsida; Rosales; Rosaceae
Product: E3 ubiquitin-protein ligase SINAT2
Biological process (GO): ubiquitin-dependent protein catabolic process; multicellular organism development
Cellular component (GO): cytoplasm
Molecular function (GO): ubiquitin protein ligase activity; zinc ion binding; protein binding
Source: RefSeq, a predicted model, not a curated record